This is a messenger RNA of Vigna radiata var. radiata (mung bean), 497 nucleotides long. Its product is annotated as MLP-like protein 43. Bases 45 to 497 code for a protein of 150 amino acids. The transcript has 2 exons. Gene Ontology annotation, biological process: defense response. NCBI's taxonomy places the organism in Eukaryota, Viridiplantae, Streptophyta, Magnoliopsida, Fabales, Fabaceae. The record is from RefSeq and is a predicted model, not a curated record.
ACCCUUCUUUGUUUCUUACAUUUCUUGUUUUUUUCUUCAUCAAAAUGUCCCUUUCUGGUAAAAUCAGCAUUGAAAUUGAGGUUCAUGCAACUGCUGCAAAGUGGUUCAACCUCUUCGCAACUCAACUCCAUGAAGUUCAAAACCUUACUAACAGAGUGCAUGAAACCAAGCUGCAUCAUGGUCGUGAUUGGCAUCACAAUGAAUCCAUCAAACAAUGGACUUCUACAAUAGAUGGUAAGGUGACAAAAUGUCAGGAGAGUAUUGAAUCUGUUGAUGCAGCGAACAAAAGAAUCAGCUACAAGCUGUUUGGUGGAGAUAUUGGUAAUAAGUAUAAGGUGUUCAAGCUGAUAUUUGAAGCCAUUGAUAAAGAAAGUGGUGCUAUUAUAAAAUGGACCAUUGAAUAUGAGAGGAUUGAAAAGGAAGUUGAUCCUCCUUAUGGGUACAUUGAAUACCUGCACACUGGAAGUGGAGAGAUUGAUGGCCAUCUUAAGGCAUAG